GCUUCGCGCUCGAGCGUUCGUUGCCUUGAACAAUUGCUAUUCAUGGCUUCGUUCCGGCUGGCCCGACAAGCCUCGCGCAUUGCAGCCUGGCGCGUACCCAAAUUCAGCAUAGCUCGUUCUACACCGCAGCUGUCUUCGAUGCUACAAAUACAAAGACAGAUUCCCAUAGUCCGCUAUCAACAUUUCACCUCAACAUCACAUACCGCAUCCGCUGCAGAAAAAGAGACAAUGGAAGAGAGUCUUCGCCAUAUGGAUAUUGAUGCGGCGGAGAAGCACAUGAAGGACUGGUUCGGCGACCACGCAUCAUGGAGUCACGAACAGCUGCUCAAUCUUAUAUAUGAGGAGGACCUUAUAUCAGUACGAAACUUGCAGAACUUUGGUGACUAUGGUACUGGUGGUCUCCGACUCGGCGGUGACCGUCCUUCUUUCCCGCUCAUGACACAAGAAGAAUGGGGUCUAUUGAACAAGCCGUACAGCCAAUGGGCUCCGGCACCUUUCAACAGAAACAAUUACAGCUGUAUGGACCGCGUCGCACCCCUGAUCAUGAGACAAGAGCUCCCAGAACUCCGAAGACAACCACACAUGGGCUUCCUCGCACGUCUACGUCCCCUCAAAGCAAAGCUCUUGCUUGGUAUGGUGCCUCUUAGCGGAGAUCGCUGGGCGGAACGCAAGAUGGAUGACCCUGCCAACUACAAGAAUCUUUUCGAAUUGAUAAAUGACCUCACCAAGAUAUUUGACUGGUUCAACCACGAGGAGGUCCACACCCGGACUCGCGACGCUUUCAACUGGAUGAUCGACAGAUAUGUCGAAUUCCAGAAGGCAGCCAAUUUGCGACGCGAACAAAAUGGCGUCGAAGAGAAACUGGAACUUGCUGGCAUGUGGGCAGAGUACUGGAAUGACGGGAUGACAAACAUGUCAACGCGGACGCAUCAGUGGGUUGUGGAUCGCGUGGAUGAAGUUCAAGCACGUGCUUUUGAGCAGUAUCAAGAGGCGCUCAAGAGUGCUGGAACAGAUGAAGCAGCUAUAGGCGAGGCCGGCAAGAAGUACUACGAGUGUGUCCAAGAUCUCAGAGGCAUGCUCACUAGACUCGAGUACACAAUUGGCGUUCCGAUGACCGGCUUCAAGGGAUACACAGCCACCAACGCCUUCACCGACCUCCCAGUGGCACAACGAAAAAACACCUGGUCCCAAAUCAUGGGAAGCAAAUCCUUCAAGCACCAACUAGCCAUCUUGGAAGCAGAAGACAAAGCCGCUGCGGAAUCAGCCGCCAACCCACCGACCCUAGCAGAACAAAUGGACAUGAUGGGACAACUCACCAAGCCAGCUCACCCCCGUUUCCGUGACACCGAGAACCUCCUCGGCCACUACGAAGAAGGCAAGAAGAACCGCGACGAAACCCGCCUAGCCCUAUGCGGCCCGCCCAAGCCCGCCGCGCAAGAACAUUGGAUCACCAUCCUACGCGAACGCAUGGACUUUUACGCAAAGAACCCACGAAAUCUUGAGAGGAACCCUGACGCAUGGGGCUUCGUCUGCUACCGCUUGACCUACGAGCAAACAGACUCCGAAUGGGCUACCUUCCAAGAAAAUUUCACCAAAGAUGUCAUGCGAUCUGGAACCUGGAUCUCGGGCUUCGACAAUAUCAUCGGCAAGGCCAAAAUCAUGUUCAUCGACGGGCGGGAGGCCGGUAUUGCGGAAGGCGACACCGCGGCUGCAAAACAACAUUUCAAGAGCACGUUUACUAUGCUACCGACGCUGGGCCGUAUGUGGACACAAGACUUCCUUGUCGUCGACAAACAAGCGUUCAAGUCGCAUACUGAGCCGCCAACUGAGGAAACGAGACCCCCGCCGCCGUAUGGAGCAGCAUGGGGAUGUAAUGGCGGACACGUACGUCUUGUGGACACGACAUUCGAUCAGCUUUCGCAGGAGAUGAUUGAUCAGUUAUCACCGGGAUACAAGGGCGAGAUGAAGGUGUUGUCGAGUUUGCUUCUUGAAGAAGUGUAUCCGUUGCUCGCAACGCUGUCUUGUCGUCCGUUUGGACUAUGGCCUUGCGCAAGACUGCAUCCGAGGGAGGUUUAUGUGGGGACUACGGAUGCGGCGCAGGAGGGGUGGUGGGAGUUUAGUCGGAUUGAUCAGGCGUUGAUGCAGGGGUUCUUCCAGAGUAUGAGGGGCAGGCAGGCGGAUCUGAGGGCUAGGCAGAGUUGAGUGGAUGUGGGGGAUCGAUUCGUUCGUUUCUCGUUGCGCAUGGCUCAAAUUCUGCUCAUGUUGAGGAAUUCGCAAAUACCCGGAUAUCAUUUCGCCUAGUGACAACUUCGCCUGCCGUCGGGUGAUAAGACUUAUGCCAUCAUCCUAUUAUCCGGCCCA
This is a messenger RNA of Alternaria rosae, 2361 nucleotides long. RefSeq lists its product as uncharacterized. The record is from RefSeq and is a predicted model, not a curated record. The coding region runs from base 43 to 2202 and encodes 719 amino acids. Lineage: Eukaryota; Fungi; Ascomycota; Dothideomycetes; Pleosporales; Pleosporaceae. The transcript has 2 exons.